AUGAAUUCAGACAAUUUCUCCACAGCGUUACCAGUCACACGCAAUGAACCGAAGGACGAUUCAGGAUAUGCUUCGCAAGAACCUUCGCCUCCGCCGAAUAGUUCGAGGUCUUUUACCGAUCGUGCCAUUGCAAAAGGGAAAAGUAUAAUGCCUAACUACAUUCGAAAGCCUAAACAACUGCGACCGUAUGAUAAACCAAUUCCGCAGCUGACAUGGAAUCGUUUUUCGGAUCUACGUGAGCAAUACGCAGAAAGUCUCAAUAACUUAACACGCGGUCUGCCCAAUUGCACCUCGAUCCUGAUGACUUUGCAGGUCUUGGGAGAGAAUGAAGAGAGCGCAGAACCUUGGGUAUUCAUUCAAUGUAACAAGGCAGUUUUCGGAAAGAUUACCAGAUUUUUUCGAGAAAGUGCAAUUAGGUGUGAUUUCGAACCACCUCAGCCCGAUGAUCGUUUCCCCCGUUUGAGAGUAUGCGUUCACCCACAGAAGCCGAGGCCGCUCGUCAGUACCGUCGUCAAGACCGCGAAUGCGCCUCCACAAUUUGAUCUUUCUGCGAAUUCAGAAGGAAAUGAAAUAUAUGUGUUAAAGUCUAAUGUCACACCAGGCGCUCGUCGUGGCAGGCAAAUCAUGACAGGGUAUUCGCAUGGAGUGCGCCAGGCUACCAUGGGGGGCUUCAUCAAGACGAUUGACUCAGGAAGUCUGGAAACAAUUUAUGGAAUGACUGCAGGUCAUUUCGUCUUUGAAGAAUUGUAUGAUGACGCCGAAUAUUCUCCAGUAAGCGAUUACGACAGCGAAUAUAACGAGGAUAUGGAAUCUUUCGAAUUUGAUUUGAAUUUCGUCGAAGCUAAUUCAGAGGAUGAGAAUGAUGUACAUGUUUUGGAUAAAAGUGGCAUUGAAAUUGAUGAGGAGGUGAACAUGGACGAAUGGUCAAGAUUGGGAAAGCUUUCAAUGGCCUCCCAUAAUCUCUUCAUAGAUGAAGGCAAUCUUGAUUGGGGAUUGAUCACUAUCGACAAAAACUCUUACAGCCCCCCAAAUGCCGCAUUCAAUCCAUAUCCGACACGAACCAAAUCUAGAGGGGAACAGUCCUCAGUACAAAUGAGUUCUGCCCGAGGGCCACUCAAUGGGAUUUUACAUGGCUCCUGGUCGUAUAUAAUGCUCCCUCCAGGCAAGGUAUUGGUCCAAACACGUCUUCUAUCACUUUCAGAAGGUGAGAAGCUUCAUGUUGGUGAUAGCGGUGCGUGGAUCGUUGAUUCAUCAAGUUUCCUACGAGUGUAUGGCCAUGUCGUUGCUUCGGACGUGUUAGGACGCGGAUAUGUCGUUCCAAUACAUAAUACACUUGAAGAUAUCAGAAAAGGACUUGUACGGUUGUUCUCAAGGCCUUUCUGGGUGGCUCCUGCCUACAUCAUGAAUAUUCUUCAUUCAAACGAUACCGGAACAAAACUUUCGCCGCCGAAGGGACUCAUAAAAGGUUUUGAAGAUCAUGGUGACGCGGAUGAAAAAUUUGCUCCAUUACCUUCUAAAUUUAACAAACUAGACUCUAAGUAUUUAACGAUGAAACCAAUACCAAGCACGCCAUUGCCGAUUAAAUCUCCAAGACCCGAAUUACAGCCAUCUACUGUGGCAAAGAAACAGUCAGACGCUGAGUUCUCCAAGGCUUUAACCCCCUCGCAAGACGUUUCAGUAUCCACUAGAGUACCUAAAAGUGAGGAGUUCAAAAUGGACAAAGAAGAAGAGGAGCUGAGGAGAAUUUAUUUUAGACAUAACCAGAGAUAUAAAGAGAAGGAGGUCGAGUUGAUAGAAGCAGGUGAGGAACAUAAUGACAAUGAGCAUUUAAAAGAUCUUAAAGACGCCCGCGAUGUCGCCGAGAAAUUUUAUAUCAUAAGGAAAGCCGAAGUCCGCCAAGAUACAAAACUUGCAAUUCAUCUCAAGAAGGAGCUUGAGAAUCUUCCAGGGUACGAAGACUAUAUUAUCUCGUCCGAAUCGGAUACUUCCGGGCCACAUGAGUUAUCUAGUGCCCAUGACACUAAGCAUCCCACAAGCAAAAAGACCCGGAAACGCAAAAUCGAUGAAGAAAAGGGGUCGAUAUGA
Botrytis sinoallii is the source of this 2085-nucleotide messenger RNA. RefSeq lists its product as uncharacterized. The record is from RefSeq and is a predicted model, not a curated record. Bases 1 to 2085 code for a protein of 694 amino acids. Lineage: Eukaryota; Fungi; Ascomycota; Leotiomycetes; Helotiales; Sclerotiniaceae. The transcript has 3 exons.